Messenger RNA from Ornithodoros turicata, 648 nucleotides. RefSeq lists its product as uncharacterized. NCBI's taxonomy places the organism in Eukaryota, Metazoa, Arthropoda, Arachnida, Ixodida, Argasidae. The transcript has a single exon. Bases 1 to 648 code for a protein of 215 amino acids. The record is from RefSeq and is a predicted model, not a curated record.
AUGUGGAAACGACUGGCAUUUGGGCUAAAGAACGCUCCAGCAAUAUUUCAGUGCACCAUGCAAGUCGUCCUCGGAGAUAUUAAAGUGCCUCAGAACUCUGGUAUUAGAGUCUGCUUAGAUGACAUUCUCCUAUUUGCAUCUCACUUCCAAGACUUCGUGGGAUUGCUUGACGUAGUGCUUCAUCAAGUGCCAACGCAUGGACUCAAAGUGUCGCUCGAGAAGUGCAGAUACGGCCUUUCACGGAUUCAUUUCUUGGGUUACAUCCUAUGUAGCGAAGGCAAGCUCCCCGACCCAAGCAGAGUGAAGGCUAUGCUGUGCAUACCCCGGCCUCAGAAUCGCAAGCAGCUGCUAUCCUGGGUACAGACGGCAAACUUUUACCGUCGCUUCAUCAAAAACUUUUCACGAAUAUCAUCGCCACUGUACCCUCUUGUAAAGUCCCCAGAAUGGUACUGGAACUCAUCAUGCGAACAUGCUUUUCAUACAUUACGUAUGGCCCUUACAGAAGACACACCGGACGAAAAGAAGCUCCACAGUAAUGCCUGGGAGUGCAUCGCAGUCCAUUGGGCCAUUACUCAGAGGUGGCGCCAUAAUCUUUUGAACAGAAAGUUCCGCCUCGUUACGUACAAUUGGACCGUCGCCUGCCUCUAG